UUAUAAAAAGAUAAAUCGAUAACUAGUAUAAAAAAGUUUAAAAACUUAACAAAAAUACUACUUUUUUAUUACAGAAAUUAAAGGUAUUAAAAGUAAAAACUUAUUGCAUAAAACAUUUGCCCAGGAUAGAGACACGUCUUCAAAAUAAUUUCCCUCCUCCGGCAAAAGCUUUGUGGGGUUUCUCUCCUGAACAAUCCAACCGUUAGCUCCACUUUUCCUUUUUCUACAUCUAUUUUAGGGUCCUCUUCUUCCAAUUAUAUCUUCAAAUUUUGUCCUUCCACCACGAAUAGAGUAUCUUUUGAUUCCGGGAGUGAAUUUACUGAAAUGGGUUCGGAGCAGAAGCAGAAAGAGAAUACCGGUGGUUCAUUGACCACGGAUGUGGACACGUCGCCGCCGUUUGCGUCGGUGAUGGAGGCUGUCAGCCGGUUUGGUGGAGUCGGCUUCUGGAGACCUCACUCCCAUAACCCCACUCAACCUUCCCAGACUAGCAGCGAACAAUUGCUCGAUCAUUUGCAGAACAAUUCGGGAACAGAAGAACGAGAAACCCUCGAAGAGUUAAAAGUCAAACUGCAAAAAGAAGUCAAAGCCGAAGUCAGCAUUCACCGAUCCGACGAUCGGAACAACGAGGUACGAGUGGAGUUAUCGGAAAACGAAAUCUUGAAGAGGGUAAAGGAAGCAACUGAAGACGUAAAGCAUUGUACGAGGAUUCUUGAAGAGGUUUUAAGAAGAGUUGAGGCCACUAGAAAUGGAACAUAUUUGGAUUCUGAUGCUGUGGUGGUGGCGAGGCCGAUGAUGUCGAUAGGGCAGAUAUUGAGCCGGAAGUUGUUUUUGGCCGGAGAGCGUCCGGAGAAGAGUUGUAUGAGAUGGAAGGUUUCGUUGGCAGAAAUUAUUGGGAAAGGUAGUGGUAAUGGGGAGAAGAGAAAUGGUGAAAAGAGAGUUCAGGCAAAAAGAGCGAAGUUGGGGUUUGGUGGUGGUUGUGGUGGUGGUGGUGGUGGUUGUGGUGAGAAGGGAGUUCCGGCGAAAAGAAUGAAGUUGGGGUUUGGUGGGAUUUCGUCCAUGGUGGCAAGGAAGAAGACGUGGAAACAAAGCCGAUGAUUUGGUGUUAGUUUUGGCUGGUGUUUUAUGAUUUGGAAUCUUGUAGGAGGCAUUUGUUUAUAGUGGUGCUGUGUGCUUGUGAAUUUAAGGAUGAAUUAUGCUU
Molecule: messenger RNA, 1198 nt
Organism: Lactuca saligna
Lineage: Eukaryota; Viridiplantae; Streptophyta; Magnoliopsida; Asterales; Asteraceae
Source: the annotation of a GenBank genome assembly